This is a messenger RNA of Schistocerca gregaria, 3772 nucleotides long. RefSeq names its product phosphatidylinositol 4-kinase-like. The record is from RefSeq and is a predicted model, not a curated record. Gene Ontology annotation, biological process: phosphatidylinositol phosphate biosynthetic process; phosphatidylinositol-mediated signaling. The transcript has 2 exons. Gene Ontology annotation, cellular component: cytoplasm; membrane. Lineage: Eukaryota; Metazoa; Arthropoda; Insecta; Orthoptera; Acrididae. Gene Ontology annotation, molecular function: 1-phosphatidylinositol 4-kinase activity. The coding region runs from base 513 to 3587 and encodes 1024 amino acids.
GCACACGUAUAUAUAUUCUAAAUAUGUAGAGGUAUAUAUAUAUACAUAUAUGUACACGUACAUUGUGUAGAACGUGUGUAUUACAUACGAUAUACGAUGCGCGUGUCUCCGCAUAGUGUCGACAUGGCUUACUUCGUAUCUUGGCGGGGUAUUGAGAUGCCGGGAUUCAUCUUUUUUCAGCAAAUCCGUUUUAUAUCGUCUGGGUCAACCUCGGAAAAACUGUAAUUCAAGAAGGACGCAGUCACUUUAUUUGAGUUGAGAACCUAUGUUAAUGCUCUCCCUGACGGGGUUACCUCUUAAAAACCAUCCAACGAUGAUGCUCUCUCAGGCCUAUCAGCGUCAAUUUCCCUUCACAAUUCCAUUUUAUAUACGCCAUCUGGUUAUUUUUUUUGGGCCGCCGUUCGCAUCACCGCGACAAAUAUAGUUGUGUAUAUUUACCGUCAAUACGGCUAGCAUGGUUGCCAGUUUGUAAAUGUGUGCAUAGCCGACGAUAAAUGUAACAUCUUUUUACUAUGUUCGGUUUAACAGCAAGUCUUUUUACUUUUGCUGCGACCAGUUCUACACCGAAACCGGCCAAAUCCCAUGACGGCCUGACCGUAGAUUCGGCUUCUGUAGAUCACGAACAAAAUGGCAGGGAGUCCGAGCGGGCGAUCGAGAGUUCUAGACCAAAAAGUUCAAUUAGCCUAUUUAGAGAAUUCGAAAUUCACGACACAUGGGCGUGCAUUUCUGCCAUUCAUCGAAAUAAUAGCAAUUUGGCGCUUUGCAACUAUUGCUGUUUUAUGCUUUACCAGAUGCCUGUCUCUGAGGUCGAAUUCUACCUCCCACAGCUUUGUAUCUUGCUUGUUUACCAGCCUCGACAUAUCGCCAUGCUCGAAAUGUUCAUUUUGGAUCAGUGCGCCCGAAGCAUCCAUUUUGCGCUCAAAACAGAUUUUUUGCUAGAUGCCGUCUCCACACCUGACUCGGGCUAUUACAUGGAGCGGGUCGGGAACCUGAGGUACGCCGUACAAUUGGCCGCAAUUGAUGGUACCAGACCAAAGCUGGGUAAGAACGCUAGCCCUAUUACCUUGCAUACUGAAGGUGGAACCAAGAAGGAGCGCAGAAGCGCUAUGGUGCAAGCCGAAAAAAGUUACUCAGAUAGCAGUUUAGUGUGGAUGAGCGACGACGAGACCUACAUGCCCAAAUCCUACCCCGUUUUUUUUGACUGGUGUUGUCAAGGGGAUGAAGAAGAAGCGGAGUCGAUGAAUUGCUGCUUCGAAAAAGUCGAGGACGAGCAGGUUAGGUACGAGGCGUACAAGACAGACUUGAAAAAAGAGCCAGACAGCCGUGAUAAAGAAGGAGAGGCUGUUGAGACAGUGAGGGUAAAAGCAAGCGAUGAUGGCGUUAAGGAGUAUCCUGCCGAGGGGGACAAACAAUCUUCAACAUCAUCACUCAAGAACGACAAGGUCGAAGAGAGAGAUGGUGUAAGUCCUCCGACUUACGAAGCAUCCGGCAAAUGCGGUUCCCUGCCCAAUAUUAGCGUUUCAGAGAUGAGCGAGAAACCUAAGCUUCCGUGUUCUCAUUUAGGAUUAUCGAGUAAAGAAUUAUGGACAAAAACCUCGUUGGCCAGCCUCGAUCUCGAAUUGGCAGUACCUUAUUCACGCUCAGACCGAGCUACAAACGACACGUUUCUUCAGCUGGAUUCGACGUCGUUCAAUCUAUUGGGUGUGCCUCUUCUCUCAUCUGAUAAGAGGGUCCGAAAUACAGGGCAGUCGCCGGUGGAUGACUUAUCCGCGGGUAAGAGCUAUCUUCCCCUGUUCCCAAUUCGAAGGCGACACUCCGGAUCCCUCCUGCCUACGAAAAAACCGCUUGUUGGGUCGGUGAGAAACUCAAUAUCCGUAACCGGACAGAACGUGGGAUACGUACGCAAUUUACGGUACAAGUACAUUUGGUCCAUCAAGAGGUUUGUUAAGGAGUUGUCGGACAUUGGCAGUCGUUUGCUACAGGCUCCUGAAGAAGCUCGUGCCAAAAAUCUUCGCAUUUAUCUCCGAGAGCUCAAUAUGAAGAUGAGCUCCGCUGGCGAAAACCCGAAGCAGUCCAUUUAUAUGCCUGGACUAUACUUGCCCUUUUCUAAGAGUCACGAGCCUCAUUACAGCAUCGUGCGGAUUCCGGAACAUGAGGCGAGCGUUUUGAAGAGCAAAGUUCGAGCACCGUACAUGAUCUAUUUCGAAACGAUCUCUUUAGCUCCGCUGGAGAGGGAGGCCCGGGAUGAUUUAGCGACUGAUUUUGCGUUCGAAGAAAAGUCGCUCAGGGCCGUGGAUGCGCGACUGGGCUCUGAGAGGCUCAAAGGACAUUUGUUUAGAGAAAGUGUUAUUUGGACGCGCAUGAGUGAGAAAUUUCGCUGGAAAAAAGUGUCCGACUUGCUGAAAAUUUACCAUCAAUCGUCUUAUAGGCAUAUGAAUCGGAGCUUGCUUCUGAAUUAUACAAGAAACCGUCUAGGCAUGAAUUGCGGUGAUCCGUUGUUAGAGAUGUUGGCGUUGACCUAUAUGCCGUUUUUGUCUCCCAAGGCGCCUCCGGCUUCUUUGUCCUUGAAGAACGCUAGAACGCCUUUGUCGACAACGACGAACGGCUCGACAACUUCCCUUUUGAAUCAGGACAACACGUCUGAACUGGCCGGAGAGCCUGCCGACAUUCAGGAACUGUUGUCCAAGCCUCAAAAUGCGAAUACGCUGCACCUGCGCGAGCUGUGGAGAUCCAAGGAAAAGCGCAUUCGAUUGCACUCGCCGUUUGGGGGUUAUACCGGGUGGCGUCUCCAGAGCGUGAUUGUCAAGUAUGGCAAGGACUGCCUUCAGGAACAGUUGUCUCUACAGCUCGUUCGACAAUUUGCGGAUAUUUUCAAGGCAAGCGAUCUUCCGUUGAUUUUGGUGCCCUACGAAGCGUUCGUCCUUGAUGGGAAUUCCUGUUUAAUUGAGCCUCUUGUGGAUACGUUCUCAGUUCAUCAACUGAAGAAAUACAACAACAACAUCACAUUGAACGAGUAUUUUCUAAGAAAGUGGAACGGACCUCAUUCACCUGAGUACAAAGUUGCCAGGAUCAAUUUCACCCGAUCGCUUGCCGCCUAUUCGCUAAUUUGCUACCUUCUACAGCUCAAGGACCGUCACAACGGGAACAUUCUUAUCGACGACAACACGGGCUACAUCAUUCACAUUGACUGGGGAUACCUGAUUUUCAACUCCCCCGGCUCGAUGGGAUUCGAGAACGCGCCCUUCAAGCUGACUCAGGAGUACGUGGACGUGCUCGGCGGAGUCGACAGCGCCCAAUACAAGCUGUUCAAGCAACUAUUUAUCGAUGGGUUUUUUGAGCUUCGCAAGUAUGCCGACCGGAUUAUACAGAUGGUGGAAAUCAUGUUUAUGUGUGGCAAUACUCAAAAGCUGCCGUGCAGCAUAGGUGGCUAUCAGGCAAUUGAGUCUCUGGCACAGCGAUUUAUGCGCAACUUUUCGGACCAAGAGUGCAUUUGUCAGCUCGAAAAUUUGAUAUUCCUGAGCUAUGGUAACUGGAGAACGAAGAGAUACGACAAUUUCCAAUGGUACUCUAACGGUAUUUUUUACUAGCGAUGCGUGGCAGUGCUCUUGGUCGCGGCACACGCAUUCUCCUGCGCGCGGCAGGACACCACCGCCGCGGAAAAGAGGCUUCUCACCAGGUCGAGCUACAAAUAGAAGAGGAGUCUCUAUUGGCGUUGCAUCACAAGAACACAAUCAGUGUAACGGUAUUUUUCAUAUAUUUGUACAUUUCGAAA